UAAUAUGGAUGGAACCUGCACAAUAUGUGGAGAUAAAGCGCAAGAAUCGCGUAAAAAAUUUGGACGAAAUUGAAAACACAUAUAAAAAGCGAUUAGAAAUGAGAGGCCAAUGUAUUGAGAAUAAUGUCUCACAUAAUGUUAAUACGAUAGACUCGACCACAACAUUGAGUGACAAUAAUUUAGAUCAAAACAAUGAGAUUAAUUUACAACUAAAUCAUGUCUCAUGUGAAGACCAUAUACUACAACCCGUGGAUCAGGAGCUCUCACUCAUACCAACCCUCCCAAACUACACGUCCUUUACCCAAGAAUACUGGAUAUCAUAUAAUAAGUUAUUACCACAAAUCACGGACCUGGAUAUGUUGGUAGUCAUACCAAAGGAUGAAUACUUGUCAGUCGACCGUCCCCUCCAAGACUACAGAAACCAAUUCAAUGAAUUAGAGGGCAAUAAGUUAUGUGAACUAUACUCAGCCCUUUCCAUAUUCAACGAGGCUAUCAUACCGGCCACACCACAAAUCCUCACACAAUAUGACCACACAUUUGAUGUGGUAUUAAGUAAAUUGGAGAAACAAUUGACAGCAUUGACACAAAUAGGACAGCAUUUGCAAGGGUUUGCCGGGUUGUGUCAAAAUGAUAAGGUCUGCCUCAUUAAGUACGGGUGCCUUGAUAUGAGUUACUUGGGAUCCAUUCCCUACUUUGACAGCACCCGCAGUCGAUGGACAUUCCCUACGGACAAAUCAAACACUUUUAUAAUGAGUUUAAAUGCGAGGCAUGGGAUGGCUAAUGAAAACCUACUGAAAUGGGUUUUUGAUAGCAUUUCCGUUGAAUGGGAUUCCGAUCCACAAAUACUUAGACUGUUGACAGCAAUUAUGCUUUUCAAUGCGGAUCGUCCUAUGCUUGCGCACAGGGAUGCUGUUCAUUAUCAACAACACGUAUACAUGUAUUUACUGAAACGCUAUUUACUAUUGAAAUAUCGCACGGAAUAUGAAUCGGAAGUAAAAUAUAAGAAACUUUUGAAACUAUUAACUGAUUUACAAAAGUUGGGACAAAUGCAACGCCAGUCAACCUUUAGCCUGGGUCACCUAUUUAUUGCCAUG
Oppiella nova is the source of this 1094-nucleotide messenger RNA. Lineage: Eukaryota; Metazoa; Arthropoda; Arachnida; Sarcoptiformes; Oppiidae. The record is from the annotation of a GenBank genome assembly.